This is a messenger RNA of Talaromyces proteolyticus, 363 nucleotides long. RefSeq lists its product as uncharacterized. NCBI's taxonomy places the organism in Eukaryota, Fungi, Ascomycota, Eurotiomycetes, Eurotiales, Trichocomaceae. The coding region runs from base 58 to 363 and encodes 101 amino acids. The record is from RefSeq and is a predicted model, not a curated record. The transcript has a single exon.
CCAUAUUUGAGAAGGGAAUCGAUAAAUCGAACUCGCAAAAUUUCCCAGAUAAACAGCAUGCCGUCAUCCAAAACCGACACUGCAAUUCGUUACCCCGAGGCAGAGAACCAAAAACGUCGAUUGCGACACGUAACACAGGACCGCAGGUGGGAGUCUCGUAUGCGUGACCAGGCUGUAUCAAACCCACAGUUCGCAUCCGACGCUACUUCUUGGGGCCCGGAAACACUCUUGGAUCUCAAGACCGAUGAGAAUGGCAACCCGCAACCCGAUCCAGCCCAGUUCCGUGAUGGUAACAAGGCCAUUAAGAAAGGUCUAGGGUCCAGCGAGCAGGAUAUGACUGCUGCCGCGAAUUAUGUCCCCUGA